AUGACAGAAUCGCCGGAGUUUGAAUCAGAUUUGUAUGAACGAAGGCAGGGAACAAACCGGAAAAGAGUAGUAGAAGUUGGCGAGGUUUUGGGCAACAAAUUGAGAGGGGGAGAUGAUAGGGUUUUGAGGAAAGAUAACAGAAUUUGCAUCAAAAAACACGAUUUCUCGUGUAAUUCCGGCGUGGAGGAGGCGGUGGCGGGCGGAGGAAGUGGUGUGUACGCCAGCCUCACCAAAUUAUUCGUUAUUGAUGAUAACACUUAUACUAAAUCUCAUCUGCACCGGCGUUUCGCCGGAGGCCGGACAGGCGAGUCGCGCAGGAACUGGGGCAAAGACAUAGACCCCAAUCGACGGUCCAGAUUCAGCGAUGCUUAUCCGACGGACGAUUACUAUGAAGAGGAUGAGCGUGAGUUCCGGACCUCCACGAAGCAGAGGAAAUGGUGGUCUGAUGAUUUUGAUGUAGACGACGACGAAGAAGAUGAAAGGUUUGGGGUACUCGAAGCUUCCAUUGGGUUUGAUUGGGUUCUUAAGGUUACUGGCUUCUCUUUCUCCAUUUCAACUUCAAUCUUAAAUUUAAUCACGACUGUAAUUGCCUCAUUGGUGCUGGGGACAGGACCCAACUCGAUUAUCAUGGCCAUUGCUCUACCUCUUGCCCAGUCAGCACUUUCUAUAGCAGCUGACACACUCUGGGGUACAUUUUACGAUUCCCCAAGAACAAAGAACAAGAAGAAGAAGAAGAACAAGCCUUUUGCUCGUAUGAAGGUGAAAAGGGAAAAAGAAGUCCGGUUUCAAUCAGAAAACGGGAUGGAGAAUUACAAAUCGUGGGGAAAUGGGAAUAGGAGUCAAUUUGAUUUCGGUGGUUGGGAUGAGCUGGACAAGGAGCCUCGGGUAAGACCUGUUAAACGUGAGCCUGAGGUGCAAGAGAGAGUUAUCAUAAGUAGGAGAACAAAGGGAGAUACUCCACUAUUUAUGAGAAUCUUGAUUGCCAUGUUCCCGUAUUUGGGAUUUUGGACCAGCUUAUUCUGA
Messenger RNA from Striga asiatica, 1023 nucleotides. Lineage: Eukaryota; Viridiplantae; Streptophyta; Magnoliopsida; Lamiales; Orobanchaceae. The record is from the annotation of a GenBank genome assembly.